This is a messenger RNA of Echinococcus granulosus, 7458 nucleotides long. RefSeq names its product FERM, RhoGEF and pleckstrin domain-containing protein. Gene Ontology annotation, biological process: microtubule-based process. The transcript is spliced from 34 exons. Bases 1 to 7458 code for a protein of 2485 amino acids. NCBI's taxonomy places the organism in Eukaryota, Metazoa, Platyhelminthes, Cestoda, Cyclophyllidea, Taeniidae. Gene Ontology annotation, molecular function: guanyl-nucleotide exchange factor activity. The record is from RefSeq and is a predicted model, not a curated record. Gene Ontology annotation, cellular component: cytoskeleton; dynein complex.
AUGUUGGAUUGUUUACUACUUAUUACUAUAUUACAUAAAUCAACUAAAAUGACAGUCGAAGCUGUUGAGAAAACUACUGCUGAGAAGAAGGUCAAGACAAUCAAUGUCCGGGUUUUGCACCUUGAUGAAACUGUGCAUGAUUUCAGUCUUCUUCAUCAUGCAAGUGGUGCCGACCUUUAUGUGCAAGUGAUACGCAAGUUCAACAUUCUCGAAUCAGAUUAUUUUGACCUUGAAUUUAUGAAUGAAGAUGGAAUCAGGUGCUGGUUGGAUCAUACGAGACCCUUGGUGCGCCAGAUUGUCCAUGGCAAAGAUUUGGUUUUCCGAUUUUGUGUAAAGUUCUACACACCGCAUCCGAAUCUUCUUGAAGAAGAAUACACGAGAUACUUAUUUGCACUGCAGAUAAAACGGGAUUUAGUCACUGGUGUUCUGAUAUGCAGCGAAAACACGGCUGCUCUUCUUGGGUCUUAUAUUGUCCAAGCUGAGAUUGGAGACUUCAUUAAGGAGGAGUAUCUAGACAUCAGUUAUCUACGAAACUUGAAAAUCCUCCACGAGCCCAACGACGAUCGACUGAGAAGGGUCAUGGACUUCCAUAAAAAUCAUAUAGUACAAAAGAAGCCACAAUACCAGGGCAGAUUAUGUAUUGCAGACGUACAGGCGGGUUGGGAGGGCCUGCUACCACAACCCAGAUGUCUUGCCACCCAGCGGACAUACAAAGAUAGAGCCUUAAGAGCCCGUGAAAUCCAAGAGAAGGGUUUAACAAAUAGUCAAAUACUCGCAAACCGAACUGAAGAACUCCUCAAAUAUCUGAUUGUGAAGUUGACUCCUCCUCGUUCAUUUGAAGAGCAGAAUAGUGUUAAUUUUCACUACAUGGUAAUUAUAUCAGUCCUGUUAAUAUCGUCUCUUUUGGAGAGAAUGAGGCAGAACCCUGACCGCUUCCAUAAAAACGUCCAUGUGACGGGGACGGUGAAGCGCCUAUUGGCCGACGCAAAAUCGAAUCACCACAAGCUGCCGCCACCGCCGACUGGGGCAUGGCAGGCCUGUCUGGCAGCCUCUAGGACUUAUUCGAAUAUUUCUCCGCUUGGAAUGUCUCCGACGGACGCAGAUUUCGCGCUUCUUGAUACGGCAAGAAAGGUGGAGUUUUAUGGUGUGCGCCUUCAUCCGGCACGGGACAUGGAAGGUCUUCCAAUGAGUCUUGCUGUGACGCAUUUGGGUCUAAGUGUGUUUCAAAAUUUGACAAAGAUCAACACCUUCUCGUGGGCAAAAAUAAGAAAACUAAGCUUCCGCCGCAAACGUUUUCUGAUCAAGCUUCACUCUAUGGAUUACGAUGUUAUUGAGUUUCUCUUCGACACGCGAAACGAUUGCAAACGGUUUUGGAAGAAGUGUAUCGAGCAUCACGCCUUCUUCCGGUGCCCUCUUCAAGAAAGAUCAUCCCAACGGCGACCAAAAGUGGUCACAAAAGGCUCCUCUUUCCGUUAUAUUGGCCGAACACAAAAGGAACUCAUCCGUUUCAUGCGUGAAAGCAACGUCCGAAGACCACCGUUCAAAAGGCCCUCAACAGCAAGAAGAGCACAUCCGACGAUGCUGACGGGUCCCAACUACGCACACGCACGAAUGGGCACCAUGUCGAUGACCCUGCGCUCCAAGUCCGCCGACCACCGGCGACACCAACUCUUCGACUCAAGUCAACUUCAUCUCCAUGGUGGAAUCAUCGGAUUAUCGACUGGAGCAGUGGCGACAAGCGGAUACUCUACAAUGGGUGAAAGCAGCAGCGGUGGUCACUUGGCUGGUGAGGGGUUGGACGCUGACGGCAAAUCGCUGGAGGAGAGCGGUGGCGGCGGCGGCGGUGGGCGAGGUAAAGUAAUUGGUCAGGAGUUAAUGGGUACGAUGGUGCCUCCCGCCGGCCUCGUCCGCACUGAUUUCGAUGGGCAGCCGAGUCCCGUCGCCACUGUCCCACCUGCCGUGCUCGCCUCCACAGCUUCGAUCACUAAUACCACCAUGGCUAAUUCUGCACCUACUGCGGCACCACCACAGCCUCCGCAGAAACCCACUAGAAUGUCUGUUACGGGCUCUACUAGGCGACAGAAUAAUGAAUUUGUCUACGGAGCUCAUGGCGGUACACUCAGGCGGCAGGCCUCUCUAGCUGAGCGCCGACAGGGUGAAGUCUACGGUGGAGAUAAAGCUGAAGAAGAACUGAUUCUGCACAGUAAGCAAAUGUCAACAUCAGCCAUCUACGCUUUUGGUCAACAGCCACAAACCUCAGUGCAGGUUCUUGUCAAGCCUACAAAUGGUCUGCUGCCAUCACCAGUGAGCACCACAACGAUGACAAUGAACACCGUUAUCACAACAGCUCAAGUCAGAACUCCCUAUGUACAUGAUCCAACGACUGGUGAUGUGCUAUUUACCACCGUUUCUGAGAAGAAUCUCCAACCGCAUACACCAUAUCGUGAGGAGGAGAUACUUCAAGCAGAAGAAAACGUCGAAGAGACCCAGCUACCUCCCUCCAUGAAACUACUGGGUACAUCUUGUCGGUGUAAAACCACGGCUACUCAAACGGUUCCAGCCAGUGACGAGGAGGAAGAAGUUGGUCGCGGGAAAAUGGACGAUGCCGAAGUGGUGGAAGUAGCGGAGGUAGCCGUAGGUUCGAAUCCAGACAGGCCUGGUCGAAAAAAAUUGCGCCAACAUUCGAAUCAAUCGUCUUCAGGACGAGUCGACUCUAUUUUCGAUGGUGGUACGGACUCCUCGGCCACAGCUGCCCAAAUCGUCGGAAUCGACCAGUGGAGCUCCAGUGGUACGGAGAGCACCACCGGAGUGAUUAUACGCAGUGGUGUUACAGCCGAAUGGACAAACGAACAUGAGGUGAAGCCAAAUCCAGAAUCUUCGAUUGCUCAACCUCAACCGGAACAAGUGGCCAACUACCCGAUACGAACGGAAAAAUCAGAGAAUAUGAACACAUUAUCAAACAUGUUGCCAACCGACACAUUACCUGCUCGAACAGACCAGGCCCGAGCGAGUGCUCAACCCUUUGGCUUUUCAUACGGGUUCUCGAGGUCAAUUCCAGCUGGUGUCCAUUUGGCUGGCUUGACGGAUCCACCUGAUAACAGCAACUUUUCUAAAACUCCUGAGAUCGGUUUUCCAACUAAUUGGGUGAGGGACAGACAAGACCUUCCAGUAUCGGCGGAACCUUUUAGCUACCCUAAGCUGACUCCAUUCGGCUUUGUGCCUCGCCAACCAGUUCAUUCCUCUCACAUGCUACCUCCUCAUACAUGCAACGUCCAGGGUGGCUUCUAUGGCGAGGGAGUAGCUCCUUGCCUAUGUGUCAGCGGCAGCACAGAGAUCGUGUUGCGGGACUUCACCAGCACCACCAUCAUCACGCAGGCCAUCGUCACCAUCAUCAUCACCGAGGUCAUCACAAGGGGGAGGAGCACGGGACACAGGGUCAAGCGCCCCCAACCCCUCGUCCAACCGCAGAUGUUUGUUGUCAUGGCCAACCGCGAUAUCCCUAUGGCGCGUACAAUGAGAGCUCCCCUUCUCACAAACGCUCCCACAGGAAACGAGAUGCAAUGCCUUCAAGAGAUGCUUGUGUGGCACAACCAUACAGACUUACGAGGAGGGGCAAGCAUCGAUACAAAGAUGCAAAUGAGAUCUGCAUCAAAAGCGUUUGAGGGAGGCGUCAGCGGUGACGGUGGUGAUGAGGAGGAGCCACCAGCGCUGUCAAGCCAUGGCCACCACAAUCACCGUCAUCUAACCCCCUUGGGUGCACCUCAACCACCCACACUACCACUGAAACCUGGUGAGGCGAAAGAGGAAGCGCAUGUAUGCAAACUUCACUCCCAGUCCAUUGUUACUACAGCUGUUGCCACCGGCGGCGGUAGCAAGCGACGUCAGGAGGAGGGUAGGCCUUCCAAAAGCGACGAUCGAAAGCAACCAAUAGCAGUUGGUGGACAUCACCACCAUCAUCACCACCAUCACCGAGUCUUACGAGAACAGGAAGAACAAGUGGAAGCUCCCCAUCGACUUAAACGUCGACCUGUUCAAUCGCCAGCACUAGUUGGUGAGGAGCCGCAGUCGUGGGGAAUUUCGUCACCGAUUCUUGGGGAGGAGAGGAGUAGAGUGGGGGUCACCCAAGCAUCUCCAGUUCUCUCCACUGUCACCUCUACUGCAGGGAAGAAGAUACCUGUUCCUAAGGAGUAUAUGGAGAAGAUUGGGUCCCACAAGGCAAGUAUCGAAGCCCUCAAAAGGGAGCUGCGUUCAGUGGAGACGGCGUCGUCGGUUGUUACUACGGCAAGCACUGCAGCUGCGAAAUCCAACAUUGCACCGUCUCGAGGAGGCUUAGGCAGAAGUAGUGCGUUUUCUCGAGGUUUCAUUCCAGAAAGCAGUGGACAGCACCCUCCUCCCUCUAUUUCUCCUUCGGAUGAAGCUGCAGCCCGUCUAGCUGACACUUCAGGGUCGGCGUCAUUGGGGGAUUUUAGAAGUGCCAUUCUAGCAGGCGGUAGUGGGUUAGGCGAGGAUUCAUUACAAAAAAAGACUCCUACACAGAUUGGAAAAGGUAGCGAAGGAUUGUUAGCCGCACCUCAGGAUGCCACCCACCUGGAGUCGGAAUCUGAUUCUAGUCCAGAGCAGGUGGGCAUGCACAGUAUAAGACGCUCUUUGCGCGAAAGUACCUCGAGGCAUUCCGCAAUUCCACCGCCUGGAAUGUCUAGUCUUGGUGAAGCCCCGAAGCCUCCCUCCCUGCCACGGUCGUCCAGCUUUUCAUCAACCAGUUCUUCUGACUCCUCUAUUGUCUCCUACUCGCGUUCACAGUCUCUCUUCUCACAUGGUGCGGCACUUUCGGUUGAUUCAAGCGUUUCACAGCCGUCCACAUCCUCGAAUAUGUCGUCUGACGAGGAGCCAAGUUUUUCGUCGACGUCACCGUCACCGGAGUACUACUCACACCGACGCCAACCACGCCAUCACCACCAUACUUGUCACGAAUGCAUUUCCCGCUCGCAAGGGCACCUACAAUCCUAUGUCGGCAGUAGUCAUCGCAUUAUCAGCCGCCAUCAUCAGCGGAAUCGAAAUUACCACCAAGACCAGAAGUCUGAAGGAAAGCGAAGUAAAUCUAGUCGCUCCUCUCGUGGCGUGCGACCUGAUCCCAUGUUGCUAAAGACCUUUUUCGAUGAUGAGAUUGCAUUGGAGACAAUCGCGCGACAGCAGAAGCUGUUGAAGCGUGAGCUGGCAAAGCAGAAACAGCUUGCAGCAGCGUUGGAAGAAGCGAAGAGGCGAACUCAACAGUUACUGCAAGAGGAGGCAAAUGUGGAAAAGAAGGUGGAGGAACCGGCUAAGAUAAAGGAAGAGCAGGAGGGGGAGGUACCUCGGAAGGGGGGAAAAAGAGAAUUCUCCUCGCCUGCCGGUUCCCCUCAUCGUGGACAUCAUCGCUCCUCAUCCUCCGGGCGAAGACAUCAUCACCAUCGUAAGAGUCGGCGGCAUCGUCGGCAGCCUAGUUAUUCUGAGGAAGAGAGAAAUUCCGAAGAGGAGCACAAAAAACUCUUAUCAGACAAACAUGAGGAAGAGUCUGGUGACCGCGCCUCGCAUCGAAAGCGUAGUCGAUCAAAAAGCCGACACCAUCGGCAUCGCAAGAUGAGUCCUAAUGGAAAGGAUGAAUCUCAAGCUACAUCUUCAAAGGAGAAGGGAAAUAAGGAGGUCACAGGAGUCCCAGAAGAGCAAUAUGAGUCUUCCAAACCUCAAAAGCAAGUGGCUGAACAAGCCCAUGGGGAAUCCAAAAAGGGGGAGUCUGCUCAUGCUGAAGUAGAUGGAAAAGCGAAAAAUUUUGACCAGCCGGGUGAAGGGUUGCCUCCUCCCCCUCCACCUCCACAGUCUCCUCCGCCACCUCAGCAGGAAGUUAGCUCUACCAUUAAUCCAUCCCUUCAGGCAUCGUCACUGUCAAAGGCUUCGGAUUCACGAGCGCCAACCACCGAGAAGCAAGAUUGCAAACCGCCGACUGAAGAGGCGGGUACAGUCGCCCGAGACGGCAGUCGACAAUUUUGUUCGCUUACCAUCACUGAGGAAGCCGGUCUUGCAAGAGACAUUAUCAAGGAGGUCUUGAAGCACACAUAUGCCAAAGUGUCUUCGGAGGCCUCAUCGCUCACUCAUGCACCCCUGUCGGCUUCCUCCAUUGUACCGCCCUCUCAGCCUAACCUCGCAAAUGAUCCUUCAACCGGCAAAUCCACGAAAAGAACAAAACUACUUGAUGGUAGUUUUAUAAAUCCGAUGGAGACAUCGCAUCACCACGAGUUGACGAGCACCUGCCUUGAACCUGUUCCAGAAGGUCGUGUGGCGGAAACGUACUCGGCCAGUCGGCCCUACUGCCCCGAGCUCACCACUUUCCUCGGUACCAACGCCAAAGAUCAAAAUCAUGAAGGGGAAGAGGGGGAGGAGGAGGAAGAUGAAUCCGACCUUGAUGUGGAGGAGAUCGAUUCUGACUCCACCUCGGCUAGUGAGGGCAGCGAGGACAUCGAGCCCUUUCCUCUUCCACCACCUGACCUCAUCAUGAUGGAGGAGACUCGCCAGUCACCUUCCAUCACGCAACUGCAGUGCGGCAGGGAGCUUCAUGAGGUUAUCGAGGAGAUAGAAGGUGGAGCAGUGUUCGAGACGUCAAUGCUGGAGCAUUCAGCACCUCUGAAACCCGUCACUCCCAUUCGUCUUUCUCAGAUAACUGUGGUGGAGCAACCCGCAUUGGUCGAAUAUGGCGACUCUAGCGGUGUAGGCGACACCGAAGUUGGCGGUGAAAAGGAGGAGGAAGAAGAGGAUAUCAACACGGAGAUUGCGGAUUUUGUAGAUAUGCCUUGGAACCUACAAGAGGCUGUCCUGAGAAUUAUUCAGUCAGUCCUCUCCACUACCUCUCCACGGAAGCAUAUCAAUUCAACUCUGUAUUCAGCCUCGGCGUGCAUUUCUGCAAGGUUAAGAGAGAUUGAGGAUAAGGAAUGGCAGGUUGUUGUCGUGCUUGGUUCCUUCACUACAACCUGUAUCCACAAGCCUGGUCGCCUGCUGUCAGUGUUCUACAAACCCUACAACAUUCUUAUCUGGCAAUCUGUUUUGGAUGAAGAUUACUGGUUUGAUUUCGCGGACCGUUGCCGCGCCAUACGGGUGAACCCCCAAAACUAUGCUCUCUUGCCCAUUGGGGUCUUAAUAUGUAUCUCCAUUAUUCUCUACGCUAUUGCUGCCUGCGUUGACCUCGCACAGACAUAUCUGCACCUGCGUAAUGACCGUGUGAGUCGUAUUGUUGCCUAUGUGGCACUUGGAAUGAGUGCCAUUGCGUCCCUUUUUGUGAUGAGCGCCAUGCUGGCCUUCUUCAAUCUCUACAUGGGCUCGUGGAGCAUUAUGCUGAGUGUUGUGGGAAUGACCCUAGGCUGUUCAACGACUUUCCAGAUGGGAAUGCGACUUCUAUUUGAUACACUGGGAAGAAAUACGGACACUAAAUAG